Molecule: messenger RNA, 1236 nt
Organism: Spodoptera exigua (beet armyworm)
Lineage: Eukaryota; Metazoa; Arthropoda; Insecta; Lepidoptera; Noctuidae
Source: the annotation of a GenBank genome assembly
UUGGAACGUGGAGCUAGUCACUAUCUUACUGUCAAUCUGAUUUUCAUAGUUGUCAGUUAUUGUCACUGUCACUGGGUUGACCAAGUUGACAUUCUAUUGAUGUACUAUUUUUUUCCAUUUAAAUAUUUAUAGUGUUAAUUCCUUAUCACGCCGGUGUAUUUUUUCACACGACUCAAAGAUACUUUAUUACAUUUCAUUUACUAUGAAUGUGUGGAGUGCGUGAUAGUGAUAUUAAGAGUUUUCUAUUUAUAAGUUGUUGUCAAGUAAAAUAUUUGUGUAUUUAUUGUUGACUUUAACAGCAGUAGUAGCCCAAUCGAUAUCAAGAUGCUGCAAAAGUUGUCGUUCGGUAGUUGGCGGGUCGUCGGCGCGGCGUGCAGUCUACCGAAAACCAGCGCCACCAUCAGAACGUUAUCGGCAACCAUGGAGAAAGGAUCCAACUUCUUUUUUAGACAGUUGUUCGACACAGUGAGCAGUACGUACACGUACUUGCUGGGCGAUGCCAAGACAGGAGACGCUGUGCUCAUCGACCCUGUCCUGGAACACGCGGAGAGAGAUGCUGCUCUUAUCAAGGAACUGGGCUUCAAGCUGGUUUAUGCAUUGAACACCCACAUGCACGCAGACCAUAUCACUGGUACGGGCAAACUGAAGUCAAUAUUGCCUGACACUAAGAGCGUCAUUGGCAAGGCAUCAGGCGCUGCAGCUGAUAUCCACCUAGUGGACGGUGAUGUGGUCACCUUCGGAGACUAUAAGUUGUUGGCUACAGCCACCCCAGGGCAUACCAAUGGAUGCUUGACUUACAUCUGCCAUGAAAAGGGCAUGGCGUUCACAGGGGACACCCUUCUUAUCAGAGGCUGUGGUAGGACGGACUUCCAGGAAGGUUCAGCUCAAACUCUGUACCAUUCGGUACACAACCGCAUCUUCACGCUACCCGACCACUACCUUCUUUACCCAGCUCACGACUACAGAGGACAAACUGCCACCACAGUGUGGGAAGAGAAGAAAUACAACCCGAGGCUGACGAAACCAUUAAAGGAGUUCAUUCAUAUCAUGGAUAACUUGAACUUACCUUACCCGAAAAUGAUUGACAAAGCCGUUCCCGCCAACAGAGUAUGUGGAAUUCAUUACUAAGACCAUGUAAACUAUUUAGAAAAAUACUAAUUACAUUUUUGUACUAACAUCUAAUGUAGAUAGCUAGUGAAGUGAUAUUCGAUGAAAUUCCUAAAAAUUAUAUUCUAA